Messenger RNA from Oryza brachyantha (malo sina), 858 nucleotides. RefSeq lists its product as uncharacterized. The coding region runs from base 18 to 458 and encodes 146 amino acids. Lineage: Eukaryota; Viridiplantae; Streptophyta; Magnoliopsida; Poales; Poaceae. The transcript has a single exon. The record is from RefSeq and is a predicted model, not a curated record.
CGGCGGCCGGCGAGGCCAUGGAGGAAUUCCAGGAGGCUGACAUCCUGUGGCCCGAGCCCUCGGAGGACAGCUUGUCCUCCGGUGAUGGCCGCGCCGACGGUGGCGUGCCGUCGUCUUCGGUGGUGGCUGGUCGUCCCAUCGGCUCGCCGCCGGAGACGACGUCGUCGCUGUCUGCUCCGGUGGAGAUCAUCUCCCGCCGGAAGCGGCGGUCUCGGUCCUGGGCUUCCGAGGACGGCAUGCUGUGCCAGACCGACGACGAAGACGACGGCGGCGCUGCGAAGAAGAAGGCGAAUGGGAUUGCCGUCGUGCCGCCGCACGCCAUUGUUGAUCGGAGGAGGCUUCGAGGUCAGACGGCGGCGUACUCCAUGUGCGCCGGCAAGGGGAGGACGCUCAAAGGGAGGGACCUCCGCAACGUCAGGAACCUCGUCCUCCAGAUGACCGGAUACAUCGAGAAAUGAACACCAAAGCUUACUGUUUCAUGGCGAAUAGCUAACUGAAUACCGAAGAAAUGAACACAAAAACCUGAAGAUUUUCAACAUGCCUGAAGACUGAAGAAAUUAAUUUGCAGAGUACAAUAAUUCUCUUUGUUUAAUUAAUCUGUAGGAUUGCAAUUUGCUGGCUCUUGGAAUAAAUGUACAUGUGUAUUUGCAAAGAAAUGAACAAAUGAAAGGUACAAAAUGAAGCCCAGCUGCAAAGUUGUAAAAUGUUUAUUAAUACCACUUUUCUUAACAAUCGUAAAAUGUUUAUAUUUUGGAAUUAGGGGAUUCACUGCAAAGUUGUAUAACAUUAUGGGGAUUCACUGCUAGAGAGUUGGACUAAUUUAUUAAAGGAGAUUUCGCAAGUGCGUUUGAGCACGAA